AAGUGUUGACCGGAAACAUUCCCCGUUCAGUCUGGGCUCCGCCAGCGUGAUGCUUGUGUGUCCUGGACAAGGGGGUGCAUGGGUGAAACAUGGCCGCCGUAGACCCGUCGGAGUCUCCAAAACGACAGAAAUGCCCUGCGGAGGAGGUGGAAACAUCUGGCGAGAAGACCGAUGCCGUGCAGUCGGGAUGCGGCUUAAAUCAGAAAGCUGCAACGACACUAAAUAAACCCUCGGAAAGCUCCCCCGACGAGCAGACUGUGGCCAUCGACGGCUGCUGUGUUGCCAGCCAUUCUGAGGUUAGUGUCGAGUCCGGUGCCGGAGCCGAAAAAACGACAUGCAGUUCACCGGAGGACCUAAAAUCUCCUGAAAAAAUGGCCGAGGCUCGUGUUAGCGACCGACGGGCUUUUGGCUGGUCCAAGACCGAAGACGGCGACCAAGAGGCACGAGCACACGAGGAGGGAAGCGAUACGCGCGACCUCAGCAAUGCCCUAGCCGGUGCCCGGGGGUCGCUGCGGGAUCCACCCGGUGGGGAGACCGCCCCAGUUGAUGCGGAGGACAGCGAUGAGAUGGAAACAUCUCAUCCCGAAGCGAAGAGCGCCGAGCAGCCGCUGGGAGAGGUCGACGUGGAAGUGAAGGAGGACGACGAGGAAGAGGAGGAGGAGGAGAUGAUGGUGGGAGUUGAGGAACAGGCAGCACGGGCACAAGAGGCCCAUUUCGCAGCCAAGCCCAUAAGGUGCCGUUUGGUGUGCAAAGAGUGCGGCAAGAGGUUCACCCGCCGCGAGACGUUCAACCUCCACCGCCACUUCCACGCACACGAGGACGAGCUCACGCCCCUCACCUGUAAAGAGUGCGGACUCACUUUUCAGCACCGCAGUGGCCUCGUCAAACACAGGAAUGAACACAAAGAGAAAGAGGAAUUGCUUGUCUCUCCAAAGAAGGAGAAGGAGACGCACACUCUGGCUCAGACACAUGCAAAGGCGGAGGGUCGUUUUAUAUGUGCGGAGUGCGAGGUGGUCUUCUUUGCAGUGGACAAGCUGAGGGAACACAGCUGCUGCAAUGUAGUAGAAAAGCCCUACCACUGCCCCCUGUGCCGCCAAGAGUUCCAGUUUAAGGUGUCUGUCACGAAGCACAUGAGGCUCCACUCCACAGACAUUGUCUUUGCGUGCCAGGAGUGCAGUCAAACAUUCCCCAACAGCGUGGCCCUGCGCUGCCACCGGCGAUGUCACGCCGCCCUGAAGCCUUAUGAAUGCCCUGAGUGCGGCUUGGUUUUCAAACACUACUCCGUCAUGGAGGACCACCGUCGCAGGCACACGGACAACACGCGCCCUCACAUGUGCAACAUCUGCGGCAAGGCCUUCAAGUACAGCAGCCUCCUCCAUCAGCAUCAGUACCUGCACACUGGCAAGAAGCCCUUCCGCUGCCCCGACUGUGACAAAACAUUCGCCUUCGCCCAGAACAUGAAGGCCCACUGCCGCCAGCAUAGACUGCGCAAAAACAACCCCCCCGCCAAAGAGCCGAGUGAGCCAGCACCGACGUCAGCGCAAGAGGCGGUUCGAGGUCCAGGAAAAGAGAACGCACACCAGCGCGAUGAAUCCAAACGCACCUUUAACUGCCCCCUUUGUCCCCGGACCUUCUCCGUGCCGGCGGACCUGAGGGCCCACAUGCUCGUUCACGAGGCAGAGUACGAGACGCUGGAGAGGACCCUCGGAGCCCCAAAGGAAAUCAACAAGAACUGGGAAAAUGGACACAUCUGUCCCCACUGCCCAUCCGUCUACCGUGAUGAAUCUAGUUUUAAUAUGCAUCUGUUAAGUGUCCACAAAUCUGUAGCACACCGUGUAGAGAAGGCGGCAACGCCAACUCCCAAUCCGUUGACUCCGUUAAGUAGUGACGACAUACAGGGGAAAUGGAGAGGCGACGGGAUCAGUAUUAAGUCCUACAAGUGCUCAGAUUGUGGGAAAACCUUCCGCCACCGUUCAGUGUUAGAGCUGCACAUGCGCAUACAUUCAAAGGACAAGCCUUACAAGUGCAAAGUGUGUGGCAAGGGCUUUAGAUUUGGUAGCUACUUGCAGCAGCAUCUCAUCAUCCAUACAGGCAAGAAGCCAUACAAAUGUUCUGACUGCGGGAAGGACUUUGCCUUCCUGCAGAACAUGAAAACACACCGAAAGCUUCAUCAGGAAAAACCGUUCCGCUGCACCAGCUGCCGUAAAGGCUACAGCGACGAGACCCAACUUCAGCACCACAUGUUAUCACACAACGGGGACAAACCGCAUAAGUGUGACUUGUGUAACAAGAGCUUCGGAUUAGCCUACCUGCUCCGGGAUCACAUGAAUACACACACAGGAGACAGACCUCAUCGCUGCGAAGAGUGUCACAAAAGUUUUUCUUGGUUCAGCAGCCUGCUCGUGCACCAGAAGAUCCAUGUGCGCAAACGCCAGGGUUUCAGCCCGUAUCCUUCCUCCCCGCUGGGCACCAGGACGAGAGGCCGAGGCAGCAGGGGGAGGCGAGGGGCGAGGCCCAUGUGGGGCUGGUCUAGGCCGUUCGGAAGUUCCAGUAUGGUCACCCCUCUGCAAUCUCCGUAUCCUGUUUCUGCACCGAGAGAUGGCGAGCUGCACAGAAAGGCAGUCCUGCCACAGGCGGCGAUGCCCGCGCCUCGCAUGGACGCGCACGGGCGAGAGCAGAAGGAGCGCUGGCUGUCCGAGCUGCACCCUCAACCAGUGCAGUGGAAGGUGAAUGGCGGUGAGGUGAUGCCGGUCCCGUCGCAGCAGCAGCAGCAGCAGCAGCAGCAGCAGCAACAACAACAAGCAGCUCCGCAGCAGACCCAGUUGGACAGUCCGACGCAUACGACGCCCUCGCAGCAGCACCAUCAGAGUGGUCCUAGCUGGGCAGACAGCUCUUUAACAACUCAGUCGGGUCCCACAUCUGCUCGGAGUUCACAGUCGCCGCGCAUGAGAGAGUGCGGAGCUGCAGUUGUCAGCUCACUUAUGACAGCAGUGCCAAACAAAUCCUGCGCGUCGACAGUGAGUGAGAUGGAGCAGCACAAGCCGGUCACUUGGGGCGGCACAGCCGCGUCCACAGCGCUCGCGUCCACAGCGCUCGCCUCCACGAGCUCGCUGCAGCACAACUUUCCUCUUCCUUCGUCUUACGUAGACGGGGCGGCUCUGUGGAGUAUCAGACCGUCUCUGCUCGCAAAUUCACAGAGCUCUCAAAAUAAGCUUGGUAAAGACAUUCAGCUGCCAAGAUGGCCAGGUGCCCCGGUGUUGAUACAAAUGGAGCCAUCGACACCGCCUAAGAAGGAGGACACUGGAGGUUGGGACGUUGGUAACUCUCAAGUUAUGCUGUCGACCGUUAGCCAGCCUGAGAAGCCGUGGAACGGCUGUGAGCUGCAGAAGCCGUGGGUUACAGGCUUAGUAGGCGUGUCCACAUCAGCUCAAGUAGACCAAAGCAGUGGUGUGCCAAUUUCUACUCCCAUUUCUCACGGGGUAGGUAGCACCUUGUGGGACAUAACAACACCACCAGGAAUUCCAAAGACUAUAAACCCUGAGAAAUUGGUACAUGCCCAAGACUUUCAGCUGCAGCAAAAGCAGGUGCCAUCCUCUUGGGCCAAUGUGCAGAGUCACACCACGACACAGAACGUUCCCAUCUCCAUUCAAUACGAGCCUCGUCGUUUUGGCCAUGGUUUGGGAACGCCAGUAUGGGGCUUCCAAAGCACUCAAACGCUGCUCGCCGGGCAACUCAAACCAGGGGGUGGAAAAGAGCUGCAGCAACAGCCGAUGGUGUCAGGCACUCAAAUAAUCAUCAAUCAGCCGCCUCCUUUCUUCACAGCUCCACUCACUCCGCUCCCACCUCUUGCAUUGCCCGGCCCACACCCUCUUCACUCUGUUACACUCUCAAGACCCCCACACCCAAAUAUUUUUUUUGCACCACAGGCGGUAAUGAGCGAAAGGCCACAUUUAACACAAACCCUGCCCCUACCUCAGCUCGCCGCACAGACGGAACCUCACAAACUUGGACCCCGUUUGCCUUUUGGCGCAGAACGGCUUCUUCAGUGCAUGAUAUGUGGCUGUUCUCUUCCCCGGGAGCUAGAUCUACAAAUGCAUUAUUUGCAGCAUGCACAAGGAGAGAUUUGACAGUUCUACACUAGCACCAAGACUUUAUUUUUUUAUAUUUUUUUACUCCGUGGGACCUCAUUUAUUAUUGUUAAUUAAGCAGUUUGACCAGUUGAGUGGAUGAUAAUUAGAAACAAACAGGUAACUUUAAUCAUGUUUAAGGUUGUUCAGCGACAAAGUCAAAUACAGAGGGGGUUUGUACAAACAUUACAUUAGUUUCCUCUUUUGAAAUGCACAUAAGUUAUCCAAAUAACCGGUCCAAGCCACUCCUGAAGGCGGAAGAUUCAUAUGGUUUUACAGUGUGUGCUUCAUUUAUUGCCAACAGCAUUUAGAUUUGCAUAAUAUUAAUACUUUUAUAGUUCACCUGAUUUGUCCUGAACUAUUUAACCGUGUUUCUUCAUGUAAAGUAUACUGUGUGCCUUUUAUGAGUACAGUGUGCAUGUCUGCUGUCUUGGUAUUGUAGGCAUAGUUUGUGCUUAAGGUUGGCUCAACGACGUGACCUCACACCCAAAACCUAGAGCAACUCUUUGUAAGCUCCCUUUCUAAAGAACUGUUUGCUUUUGAGGAGAAGAGGGUUGGGCGGUUGUUUCACUGAUUACUUAUGUCCGACUACACACACUUCCCGUUGAGAAGGACUUGUAGUCACAAUGCUGUUGGCUGGAUCCAAAUAUCUCACGAGUCAAGUUCUCAACAUUUGGUCAAAGAAAGAGUGCAAACAUAAUGUUCAUGUAAAUGUCACAGUAAGAGUUAGCCGUUAAUUGCUUAUUGGGAGAAAAAUACAGGGAGAAAGUGUCUUUACAAAAUGAUUGACAACACUGUUGUCAAAUAAUGAAUUUUGUAGUAAAUUCAACAUCCAUUUAUGUGAAAAUAUGUCAGUAAUAUUUAUCAUAAUGAAAAGACAAACUGAUGAUAUAAAAUGUAUAUUAUGCUCUAAUUGGUCUGGUAAAAUUCAAGUAAUUUAUGGAGCUAUGUCAUGACUGAUUGAAUGCAAUUUGUUUUCAAACAGAUACUGGGUGGGAGUGCUUAGAACCUACUGCAAACCUAUGAGUACCGUGUAAUAGGUAUCUCUUCAUUAUUUCAGAUUGGAAUGUACCUAUAUUUAUAAAAGUCCACUUUUGAGUUAAAUGCAAUUUGUUUUUUGUGAAUACUGAACGAUUUAAUUUCAUGAUUGUAGAUUUAGCCGAGUACAGAAUCCCAUCUCUAUUACAAUGGGCAUUUGAGUAGCUUUGGUAGCCCAAUAAUUAAUGAUUGAAUAUUACUGCUAAUGCAUUACUACUGUAAAAUAAACAAGCGGUCCAUUUGUACAAAAAAAGAAACGUCCCUCUGUGUCUUAACAUUCAUCGUCUCAAGUUAAUAGAAAUAUGUGCCCUUCUACCUCUAUCCACUGUUUUAGAAUGGAAAGAAAUUUCAUGGUGUCUAUAUAAUAAAUAAAAUAAAACUUGCCUUUGUUUACAA
Molecule: messenger RNA, 5561 nt
Organism: Pungitius pungitius (ninespine stickleback)
Lineage: Eukaryota; Metazoa; Chordata; Actinopteri; Perciformes; Gasterosteidae
Exons: 2
Coding region: 90-4127 (1345 amino acids)
Biological process (GO): regulation of transcription by RNA polymerase II
Molecular function (GO): DNA-binding transcription factor activity; RNA polymerase II cis-regulatory region sequence-specific DNA binding
Source: RefSeq, a predicted model, not a curated record